AAUUUUCUUGUUUAUACAUAUGUUAUAAAAUUUGGUAGACUCUUAUUGACGUGGGGCCCGAAAGAUAUAUAAGUACGUACCUGCUGGUAUAUUUCCCUGACCUAUGUUAUGUUAUCAAAACGAAAAAUGGUGGUCGACAUGGAGCUGCAAGAAGCUAAAGAUGCUGUCCUUCAAUUAAUGAAGGAUAAAGAAAUGAUUGAAUCUAAUCUACGAGCUCUUAAGGAGAUCUUAGAUAGCAAUCAUGUCGAUAUGGAUGAGCCAUUGGUGGAUUCUGAAGGAUAUCCCAGACAGGAUAUUGAUGUUUAUCAAGUGAGACACACAAGACACAAAAUAAUAUGUCUCACAAAUGAUCAUAAAGCAUUGAUGAAACAGAUAGAGGAAGGAUUGCACAAAAUUCACGCUUUGACAAUGGGAAGUGAAGCACAAGAACCUAUACCCAAUGUAUCUGAUAGGCAGGAGACAGAAACGCUAGAGCCUUUUCUCAGAGUGAAUUUAGUUUCACCUGGUUCACCUGCAGAAAUUGCAGGAAUUCAAAUUGAUGAUCUGAUAUUAGAAUUUGGAUCCAUUCAUUAUCGAAACUUCAAAUCUUUGACAGACAUUGGAAAGUUGGUGGAAAAUAGCAGAUACAAGACAGUUAAUGUAAAAAUCAAACGUGGAUCCAAUAUCAUAAUUCUUCCAUUAACUCCACGUCCCUGGGUUGGUAAAGGUCUCUUAGGUUGCAAUGUGAUACCUUUAGAAAUAGUUGAGAGAUAAAAUUAUAUCAGCGAGAGGUAUGUAAAGUAAUAUAUGUAAUACUAUU
This is a messenger RNA of Nylanderia fulva, 799 nucleotides long. Its product is annotated as 26S proteasome non-ATPase regulatory subunit 9. Gene Ontology annotation, cellular component: nucleus; cytoplasm. Gene Ontology annotation, molecular function: protein binding. The record is from RefSeq and is a predicted model, not a curated record. Gene Ontology annotation, biological process: proteasome regulatory particle assembly. NCBI's taxonomy places the organism in Eukaryota, Metazoa, Arthropoda, Insecta, Hymenoptera, Formicidae.